This is a messenger RNA of Phoenix dactylifera (date palm), 2286 nucleotides long. Its product is annotated as paramyosin-like protein. The record is from RefSeq and is a predicted model, not a curated record. Lineage: Eukaryota; Viridiplantae; Streptophyta; Magnoliopsida; Arecales; Arecaceae.
CUAGCAUUCGUUCCCUUCUCCCCUUCGUUUAAACCCUAACCAUUGUGUCUCCUUAUCUGGCGAUCGAGAUGGCCCGGAAGAAGGUGUCUCCGGCGACGGCGUUGGCGACGGAGGCGGUGGAGAAGAAGGAGGUGUUGUCGCAUCCACCACCUCCGUCGGGCCGAGACCUCUUGCCGGACAAGAUGGAGAGCCUCAAGACCCUCAACAACCUCCUCAUCAAGGAGACGGUGGAGCGGCGGCAGCAGGUGGACCAUCUCCAGUGCCGCCUCGAUGGCCUCGCCAACGACCACGCCUUCCUCGCCCGCGUCGAGCGCGACGUCAGCCGCCUCGUCCUCUCCUCCGUCCUCGCGGAGCGGCAGCUCGCGGCGGGGCGGGUGGAGACGGACCUCCGGUCCCUGCAGGCGAGGGUGGACUCCACGGCGGAAGAGCUGAGGAGCGGCGGCGAGCGGUUGGAGAUGGUGGUCGGAGAGAGGGAUGAGGUCAAGAAGGCUCUUGAUCGUGCCCUCUUGGAGAAAGAUUUGAACUCGAUGCAUCUUGAUCAGAAGGAGAAGGAGGUGAGGGGUCUGGAAGCCAAAGUCCGGGAGCUGGAGAUUGGUAUCGCUGAGAUCGGAGCAAAUGUUGGGAAAUUAGAGACGGAGCGCAAUGAACUUGUGGAACAGGGUAAGAAGAGGGAAGAACUCAUCCAUUCUCUUCUCCAGGAGAAGGCUUCCAUGGAAGCCAGCCUCGACGAAUACAAACAAUUGGUGGAGAGUGGUGAGAGGAGGAUGGAAGAAGUGAUCAAGAUUAAGCAAGAAGAGGCGGAGUCGGUAAAGGCCAAGAGGGAGGCUAUUGCUGCGAAGGUAACAUCUUUGGAAGCAGAGCAUCGGAGCCUGGUCGAGAACAACCAAAGCUUGGAAUCUGAGGUUGGUUGUUUGAAGGCUGUCAUAUUUUUGCUGAAGAAGGAAGAGGAAGGGCUGCGGAAUGAGAUUGCCGAGAUGGAAAAGGGGAUUGCGAAGGUCACAGAGGAGCUGCUGUCUGAAAUUGUCAAGAAGGAGGCUCUUGUUGCAUGGGUAUCGAAUUUGGAACCUGAUCUCCAGAGCCUUUCCGAGAACAACCAUAGGCUGGAAGCUGAGGUUAAUUGCUCCAAGUCUGCUUUUGAAUUGCUGAAGAAGGAAGAGAAAGGGCUGCUGUCUGAAGUUGCGGAGAUGGAGAAGAAGCAUGAAAAGGUUACAGAGGAGCUCGAGAGGCUUCAGGCAGAGUUGGGUGCUCUGGAGAACGAGAAGGAAGAAAUUUUCCUCUACUAUGAGGAACGAGUGAUGUCAUCUGAAAAGGAGUUGGAUACUUCGAGGACAUGGAUGAGGGAGAUUGAGAGGGAGAAGGUUGCAAUUGAAGGAGUGAGGGCUGCGCAGGAGACUGAAAUUAAUAAUUUACAGAAAGAGUUGCAACAGCUCCGAUCAACCAUUUACAAGCUGCAAGUUAUGUGCAACGACCACACCGACACAAACUUUCAAUUGCAAGCUGAGAGGGACUCUGCUUGGAGAGACCUAGAUCUUCAGAAGGUGGAAGAGGAUUGCCUGAGAGUGCAAACUGAGGAGCUAAAGAAGAGGAAUAAUGAGGCUGCAGAAGAGAUGCAGCAGGUUCAGAGGGCACUCAAUGACUUUGCUCUGAAGGAGGAGGGAUGGAAGGUGCAAUCUGAUGUCCUGAAGGAGGAAAACACUUCGUUCGAGAAGAAACUGAUGACUGCUCAGCAGAGCCUUGAGGGUAUGGAGAGAAAGAUCGAAGCUGCCGAUAUGAGCUCUAAAAGGGUUCUAUCCCUUCUGAAGAAUACCACAGAGAUGAUGCAUGGAUCAGUUGAAGUCAGAGAGGUCGGUGUUGCGAGGGACAUUGGGAGUGAGGAAGAGAAGGAUGAGGAGAUGCAACCAUUUGUGAAAGAGUUGGAGACCAUCAAGAUGGCUUAUAAGAGUUGGGUGGGGAAGAUUGAGGACAUGAAUAGGGAGCUUGUGGUUUUGCAGCAUGUCGUGACCAAGACUCAGAAGGCAGGACUCUGGAAAUGGCUGUAUCCUGCUAUAACCACCGUUUUUGCUGCCAUCUCCUUUGCCUAUGCCGUCAGGGGGCGUUAACUUUUUAUCAGUUCAAGCUCUUGCAGUGUUGGAAUCAUACUCUCAUCUGCAUGUUUCGUUGAAAAGGUGACAAGAAAACUUUUGAGUUGCUUUGUUUUGGUAAUCACUCCAAUGUAAGACUUCAGUGCUUUGAUCUGCAAGGAGCUGGAUUCCUAUCCAUCCUAUCCAUCUUUUUCUAUGAUGCCCA